UGGGGUUUGCAAUUUCAAAAUCUUGAAGAUCCCAUUUCCCAUGGCGAAAGUAGUACAACGGUAAAGGUGCUAAACCAGAAAGCGUGCAAGAGAUCUGUGAUAUGGGACCAAAAAAAGUUAGCAUGAGAAAGUGAAUAAGAAAAAAUCUCAUUGCAAGAUUUCUUCGCUGUCGGGAAAAAAUACUUCCCAAAACAGACAAGAAAUCAAGUAAAGCAAAGGACCCAUUUCCCAGUUCAUCAGUUCAAUGAACCAAAUUGGUUUUCGACAGAAAUCAGGAGAAAGCAAGAGAAAUUUUGUGUUCAUUUCUCUUUUUCAAGACUUGCCGUCUUGCAAAAGUUUAAGGUAGCAGCUUGAUGAGGAACUGGUUACUUGGUUUUCUGGUUACGAGGUUAUUCUUAUGAGUAUGGAUAAAGUAUUGCCAGACUGUCCUUAUCCCGGAUGCUUCUUCUGUGUAAUGAAAGAAGCAAACCCGAGCAAGCGCAGAGCAAGUGUAUUAAAAUUCUUUCGAGAGCUUCCUUCCCAGGAGGAUGAUGGUCAAGUUCUUCCUAUUAGUGGUCUUUGGAAUACUGCAAUGGCGCAUCCUAAUGAUCCUGAGUUCAUUGAGCUGGGAAUUUUUGAAUGCAUGGCAGCACUCAUCUGGAAGGGCUUAAAGAACCGCCGAUGGUUAUCUCAUGACCAAAAUAUAUAUAUUCCUUAUUAUGCAGCGCAUAUAAUUGGAUCGUACACUAUGAAUAUGGAAGAAUUUGCUGAGAUGGCAGUGCAUGUCGGGGUUAUCCCGGCAUUGGUUGAACUUCUUAGAGGAAGGUUAACUUGGGUCGAGCAGAGAGUGGCUGUACGAGCUCUAGGUCAUUUAGCUACAUAUGCUAGCACGUUUCCUGCCGUAGCAAGCCAUGGUGAGAUCUUGGAGCUCUCGAUGCAGCUGGCAAUGAGUGCACUAGAAAUCGUUUACUCUCAUUUUUACCAGUAUGUUGACAGGAGGCUUAGUUAUCACUGUGAUCUUCUUACGCGAGGCAUGGGUGGUGUUGAAUUGGAGUCGAGGAAAGCUGAAGAAUGGGCCAGUCAACUGCAGUGCUGGUCUCUUCAACUCAUCAAUUGCUUUGCUUUCAAGCCUGAAUUUCUUCCGACUAUAUGCAAACCGGAAUUUUUGGUAAAGCUUCCCGGUAUGUGGGGUGGACUAGUUAAUGAAAAUUCACCUUCUGGUAUUGGAUUGUUACGGACAAUUUGCCAUCAUAAGCUUGGUAGGGGUCCAGUCGCUAGCUGUCCUGAAAUUAUAGAGUCCUUGUGUAAUAUAGCACGGUCAUCAGAUGAUUGGCAAUAUAUGGCGAUCGACUGUCUUAUUUGGUUACUCCAAGAUACAAGUACCUCUCACAAGGUAAUUGAUAAGGCAGUACCUGUACUAAUUGACCUUGCUGAAAUAACUACAUUAGGGGAUCAUAAGAAGCUCGGUGAUUCGAUUAUUAACGUUCUUCAAGAAUGUAUUCAAUCACCUGGAACAGGCCGCAAUUCAGUCAGUAGCCGAACAAGAGAACAGGUUGAGGAACUCCUUAGCUCUCGAGAAAGAUUAAAAUGGGAAAAGAAUAUGCCGAAAGAGGAUCUGCACAUCAAACAGGCGGCUGCUUUAGUGGUAAAACUAGAAGGGAAUUCUUUGUUUUCUUCAGGAGAUAUAUCUGGUGCUGCUUUGAAGUAUUCAGAAGCAUUAGCUUUGUGCCCAAUGAGAUCAAAGAAAGAAAGGACAGUGUUGUACAGUAAUCGAGCUCAGUGUCAUCUUCUACUGCAACAACCCUUGGCUGCUAUUAGUGACACUACACACGCACUUUGUCUUCACAACCCAAUUAAUCGUCAUGCCAAAAGCCUGUGGAGACGAGCGCAAGCCUAUGACAUGCUCGGAUUAGCCAAGGAGAGCCUGUUAGAUGCUAUUCUGUACAUAAAUGAGUGUUCCCAAUCAACUGAUCCUGAUCUAUCCUCUAGACAAAACAAGGUUCCUGAGUACGUUGAGCGUUUCAUCAAGAAACAGAUGCAUGCCGCCUGGUUAUUUAGAGAGGCUGCCGUUAAACAUGGAGGGGUCCACUGUGAAGGUGAUGCUGGAGGUAUUUGCAGCCAAGAGACCGAUGAUUCUGAAUGGGAAACGGCAAGUGAAAGUGAUAUAGGAGAUGACGGAAAUGAUGAGGUGGGUGAAGCUCGUGAAUGGAAGAACAAUACUGAACGGAAAGAUAGGCGCAAUAAAGCUUCAAAUAAAGACAUGAAGCAAGGUUACGGUUUGCAGCUUGCUGAGGACGAUGAAGCAUAAAUCCAGAGACGGCUGCGAGUUGCGUAAGCAUUCGUCCCAAGUUUCAAACGUCACCUUACUGGAGCUGGUUUGCAUUGUGAAGCGAAGAUUCGUUUAGAAUCCGAAGAUCAUAGCAUUGGAUCACAGUAAAUGUUCUUUCUUCUUUCAAUUUUUCGUAUGUUUGCAUCAUUUUUCACUAAUAUAGUUCUAGUCAGGGAACUGAUGAUGGUCUGUUUAUUAUGUAAUUAUGUAUUUCGUAGUUAUUCUUUUGUCUCAUCCAUAUAUUUCUGUGUAUAGAUUUGGUUCCCUUGGGACAACUUGAGGAGAUUUUCUGCUUUGAAUGAGUGGUUUUGUUUCUUCACCAA
Molecule: messenger RNA, 2631 nt
Organism: Sesamum indicum (sesame)
Lineage: Eukaryota; Viridiplantae; Streptophyta; Magnoliopsida; Lamiales; Pedaliaceae
Molecular function (GO): protein binding
Source: RefSeq, a predicted model, not a curated record